Molecule: messenger RNA, 1132 nt
Organism: Otolemur garnettii (small-eared galago)
Lineage: Eukaryota; Metazoa; Chordata; Mammalia; Primates; Galagidae
Gene: RP9
Product: RP9, pre-mRNA splicing factor
Exons: 6
Coding region: 28-693 (221 amino acids)
Biological process (GO): RNA splicing
Source: RefSeq, a predicted model, not a curated record
CGCCCGAGUCGAGCCGCGGGUGCCGCGAUGUCGUCCCGGUCGGGGCGCGAAGACGCGGGAGCUGGGAGUGCGCGGCGGCCGCGGGAGCCGCCCGAGCAGGAGCUGCAGCGGCGUCGCGAGCAGAAGCGGCGGCGGCAGGACGCGCAGCAGCUGCAGCAGCUCAAGCACUUGGAGUCCUUUUAUGAAAAACCACCUCCUGGGCUUAUCAAGGAAGAUGAGACUAAGCCAGAAGACUGUAUACCAGAUGUACCGGGCAAUGAACAUGCCAGGGAAUUUCUGGCUCAUGCGCCAACUAAAGGACUUUGGAUGCCACUGGGGAAAGAAGUCAAAGUCAUGCAAUGUUGGCGUUGCAAACGGUAUGGUCACCGAACGGGCGACAAAGAAUGCCCUUUCUUUAUCAAAGGCAACCAAAAGUUAGAACAGUUCAGAGUAGCACAUGAAGAUCCUAUGUAUGACAUCAUACGAGACAAUAAAAGGCAUGAAAAGGACGUAAGGAUACAGCAGUUAAAACAGUUACUAGAGGAUUCCACCUCGGAUGAAGAUGAGAGCAGCUCCAGUUCCUCAGACUGUAAAGAGAAACACAAGAAAAAGAAGAAGAAGGAAAAGCAUAAGAAAAGGAAGAAAGAAAAGAGAAAGAAGAAGAAACGGAAGCACAAGUCUUCCAAGUCAAACGAGAGUUCCGACUCAGAGUGACAAGGGCUUGUUCAGCAUUCCCUUCUCAGAAAUCAAACACUGGCCAAAGAACAGAGGGAGAUGCAGAUGGAGAGCGGAACGUGAUCCAGAUGCCAAGAGAGGAGGACACGUGGUGUCCCAGCUGUGAAUCUACCGCCUUCAGUGAAAAUUUGACCCCCAGGAGAGUGAGUCGUCUCUUUCCAGGUGCUAGCUCUGGACAGCGCGGACUCCAGGUGGGCAAGCUUAUUCACUGUCCUUCUCCCUGCUGGUCAUAUGAGUUUAUGGUUCUUUUGAAAUGCCCCCUGUGGGAGAGGGGGGCAGGUCCAAGGGAAUCUGAGGAAGGACUCCAGGCGCUGCCACAGCUUGUGUCCUGCACAGUGGGGUGACCCAAUUUCCAUCGACUUCCAGGCUGAAGUCUCUGUUGUUGAGGAGAAUAAAAGCUCAUUAUUUAUUUUUUAAA